Cokeromyces recurvatus is the source of this 507-nucleotide messenger RNA. RefSeq names its product Tim10/DDP family zinc finger-domain-containing protein. The transcript is spliced from 3 exons. Bases 41 to 295 code for a protein of 84 amino acids. The record is from RefSeq and is a predicted model, not a curated record. NCBI's taxonomy places the organism in Eukaryota, Fungi, Mucoromycota, Mucoromycetes, Mucorales, Mucoraceae.
UUUUUUUUUUUCUCUCUUAUUUCAUUUCUCUGUUAUAAAAAUGUCUCAACCUCAAUUUUCCGAAAGUGAUCAGCGUGAACUCGGCCAAUUUCUUGAGGCAGAACAAGCAAAAGCUCGCGUUCAGCAAACUGUUCAUUCUUUAACUGAUAGUUGCUGGGAUAAAUGUAUUUCAAAAGUCAAUAAUAAAUUGGAUCGUAGUGAAGAAAAUUGUCUAGCAAAUUGUGUUGAUCGUUUCCUUGAUACCAGUAUGUUUAUUGUCAAAAGACUUGAGGAAUUAAGAAGCUCUGGCAUGUAGAAUAUAUUAUUAAAAGAAGGAAAAAAAAAGUAGUAUUAUUAUUAUUACUCUUAUACGAAUAACAUCGUCAAAGAUAAAAACAUAAUAAAAGACACACACACACACAUAAGCAUACCUUUUUUUUUUAAGCAUGUGACCAUAAAGUAUACAAGAUAACCCGCUUUACAGAGUCACUUUAACAAAAUAAAACUCGCUUUAUUAUCAUCCGUUAA